AAUGAAAACAAAGUUUUGGAGCGCUUAUAAAGAAGAUGUGAAAAUUGGAGAGCUUUUGAUAAAGUCAGAAUUUUAGAAGAAAGGAAAGGUUCGAUAUUUAGGUGGGAGUGAGACAAUGCUAAUAAUAUACGAGGUUUCAAUGAGAGUUUAAACAUAAGGACCCCCAAUUCAAAAAGCCUAAGAAGUACACUAUGAUAGACUUUGAUCUAAAAUUUGAGAUGAUACGAACAGCCCCUAAGAUGAAACCUGGUUGUUAGGUAAUAAAGCUAUCAGGAAGUGCUCGAGCUGAUUAAGUGAAGAGCGAGAAUAUAGAGAAACUUGGAGAGGCUAUUGCGUUGUGGCUAUUUCGAGAUGAGGAACAUAGAUAUGAGUUAUGUGCUCAUUCUUUGAUUCUAACACAAUGGAGAUGGUUUUUGGGGAAGAGGAUUAAUUAAUAUGGGUUUCAUCACUUGUUUAAGGUUUUUAAGAAGAUUGGAAAGGGAAACUUUGCAUCAGUUUAUUUGGCUGAGAGAGUAGAGGAUGGAUAAUAGAUGGCUAUUAAGGCAUUUUCAAAGAGUGUGGCAUAUGCAGAAGAGAAUGGAAAGGAAGGUUUAAUGAAUGAAAUAAAGUUGAUGCGGUAAUUAGAUCAUCCAAACAUAAUUAAAUUACAUGAAGUUCAUGAGACAACAAAUUCAUUAUAUGUUUGUUUAGAAUUAUUGGAAGGUGGACAAUUAUAUGAGUAAUUAAAGAAGAAGGUCAUAUUUUCAAAUAAAGAGAUCUUAACUAUUAUAAAAGGAUUAUUAGAAGGUAUUUCUGAAAUAUAUAUUAGGUCUCAAACAUAUUCACUCCAAGGAUAUCAUGCAUAGAGAUAUCAAAUUAGAAAAUAUCUUAUUCAAAAAGCCUAAUCAAAUAGAGUCUGUAUGUCUGGCAGAUUUUGGAUUGGCUACUUAUGUUCAUGAGGAAGUGUAUUUGUAUUGUAGAUGUGGCACUCCAGGGUAUAUGGUUGAAUAUAUAUAAUAGAUUUGUGGCUCCUGAAGUUAUCAAUAUCAAAGAUCUCACAACAAAAUAUGAUAAAGUUUGUGAUAUUUAUUCUUUAGGGUUGGUAUUCCAUUUGUUAUUGACUGGGAAGCCAGCUUUUACUGGUCGUAGUUAUACAACAAUAGUGAAUCAAAAUAAGGAAGCUAAAAUAUAAUGGAAAUCAUCAGCAUUUGAUAUAAUUCCAAAAGCAGCAUUAAAUCUUUUAAAAAGAAUGUUAGAAACAGAUCCAAAAUAAAGAAUUACAGCAGAAGAAGCAUUAAAACAUAAUUAUUUUAAUCCUUAUCAUAUUCCAAAUAUAGCUUAAUUUGAAGAUGAAAAUAUUGAUAUUGAUGAUAGUUGUUAAUUAGAUUAAAGAUUAUAAAAGAUUAAUGAUCUUAAUAAUAAAUUUGAUAUGAUGCGUAUUAAUCAACUAACUAAUUCACCAAUUAAAUCUCCAAAUAUUAGAGCUACAUAAACUUAGGCUAUGAAAGAAUAGAUGAAAGAAAGUGUUUAAUUACAAGAAUAGAUGAUUAUGCAUACUCCAAUUAUUACAGGUAGAAUAGAAAGUAUUGAUGGUAAAUAUAUUAUAUAAUUUAAUUUUAUAUAGAUUCCCCAUUAGAAGGAUCAAAAUAAUAACAAAAAAUGAAAGAAGGCUUAUCUAAACAUAAGAGACAAGAAUCUUUGAAUUUCCUUUAAAAAUAUAAAUAAUAAUAAUAAUAACCAAUUAAUGAUGAAGAUUCAUUACAUUAAUAAGAUGAUUGUAGAGAACCUGCCAUUUAAUAGGUAAAAUAGAGUUUAAGCAAAAAUUUGUGA
Paramecium pentaurelia is the source of this 1809-nucleotide messenger RNA. NCBI's taxonomy places the organism in Eukaryota, Ciliophora, Oligohymenophorea, Peniculida, Parameciidae. The record is from the annotation of a GenBank genome assembly.